AUGUAUGACUUCUAUUACACCAAACUGCUGAACGACCCAUCCAAAUUUGAGCCUCGGGCGGGCAACAGAUGGGUCGAGGUGUGGGAGCCUGAUGAUGGUGGUGGGCUGGUGUUGCUUGACCGCGAAAUUGCCGAGUCCGAGAUCACCACCAAGAUAGCUACCAGUGCCUCUUUACAAUCAGAUAAGGCGGUAGACAACGAUCUCAGCAACCGUCGUCUGCGACUCCAGCUUCUGAUUGGCAGUCCAGAGCAGCAUAAAAGCGACGCGCAGAUUCUACCCCUGCCAAUCUCUCAAAACACCUUCGAGGCCGUCAGAACCACUUGGAAUCUGCCCACAGAGCUGCUGCGCAUGAUGCUAAGCACACUACCAAUAGCCACAGAAUUCCAGACCCAGACUUUGACAGGGGAAUUGAUCACAGGGCUUAUGGCCAGGAGUGCAAGAUCGAGAGACUGGAAUUUUUGCCUUGGUCUUGUCUAUAAUGAGGACACCAAAGUCAUCUCCGGCAUCGUGAACGGUAUGCAAGCUGACGAGACGACACUGAUGCUCAAAUGUAUCCAGGAGUCCACCAACUAUCUGCAAGAUCCCAUGCUGCUACCAGUAUUUUUGCUGGAGCUAAAGGUCCACUAUUUCGCCGUGCUUCUUGAAUCGCGCGCUCAAGGCAUUGAGGAGCUUGAGUAUAGAACUGGCAUGAGACAUGGCUUCUCUACCAAUCCCAGCCGAAAUGCAGCAAGAGAUAGAGCAAGAGAAAGACUCCUGAAAGAGCUCAACUUUGACGAGAUCACUCAAAAGCUUACAGGCGUAACUGGAACUUUGUCAUUUUGCGACAUGACAUUCGCUUCUAGCCUGAGAGCUUUGGAGAUCGUUUGCACGGUGCGAAAUCGACUCAACCACAAACGUCUUGAGGGCAGUGGCCUCAACGUCCAGAGUGGCCUUGACACGAGAAUUUCGUAUCUGCGUGAAUUGAUUGUCGGCGCUCAACUUCAUGGACAGGUCUUGUCAGCACGGACGCGGGCUCAAGUCCAGACAGUCUACAGCAUGAUCGGUCAAAAGGAUAACAAUCUCAACAUCGAGACCGCGGCGACUUCCCAAAUGAUCGCGAGAACAGGCCUCGUUCACAGCAACGCCAUGAGGGACAUGGCUGAAGAUUCGAGGAAUGUUGCCAUUCUCACCCGCAAGGACAGCACCGAUAUGCGUAUCAUUGCAGUGGUGACCCUGCUGUUUCUUCCGGGCACUUUUUCUUCGACCCAGCCACUAACUUAUCGGGACCACAAGAUGGCGACCCUGUUCAGCUCUGGCUUCUUCAUGUUUCUCCCUCGAGACUCCGACCAGGUUGUUUCAAAGUGGAUAUGGCUAUACUUCGCCUUGACCGGAGCGUGCACCUUUGUGGUCUUUUUGGCAUGGUAUCUGUCAUCCAAGAGACAGAACAAGGAGAUGCUGAUCGUGAUGAAUGGAGACAAACGUCCGUCUGUGCCAGCGAAUGUUUCGCUUGAAUCUGAGCAUGGGGUGGCCACGAUGACCAUGACACCACCGGCUCUUUCGACCUUGUGGAUGGACCGCUCCAGAUCAACUGGUGAUAUCGACCCGUUUGUGUCUCUGGGGAGCUCAUCGGACCCUGUCAAAUAA
Messenger RNA from Fonsecaea monophora, 1623 nucleotides. RefSeq lists its product as hypothetical. The transcript is spliced from 5 exons. NCBI's taxonomy places the organism in Eukaryota, Fungi, Ascomycota, Eurotiomycetes, Chaetothyriales, Herpotrichiellaceae. Bases 1 to 1623 code for a protein of 540 amino acids. The record is from RefSeq and is a predicted model, not a curated record.